Saprolegnia parasitica CBS 223.65 is the source of this 447-nucleotide messenger RNA. RefSeq lists its product as hypothetical. The annotation marks the transcript as partial. The record is from RefSeq and is a predicted model, not a curated record. Lineage: Eukaryota; Oomycota; Saprolegniomycetes; Saprolegniales; Saprolegniaceae. The transcript has a single exon.
AGCAUCAGGCUCAGGCCCGCACGACUAGAAGAGCCUGUAUCAUCAGGCUCAGACUCCGAUGCCGCGCGGGCUUCGGGACCACAAUCUUGUUGCGCGCGUUUCUUAAGGGACAAAAGUGCAGAUACGAAUUGGCGCUGGUUUUACAAGACGAAACCGUGCUGUCGUUGCCACAUAGAGAGACCGAGUCUUCAUUUCGCGCCUUCUUCUUUUAGAUUCGCUGAUGAAUCUUGCAGACAUCGGAACUUCAUUCGUGCGGGCAGGUUCGGGUUCGAAUCCCGCUCCCAACGUUCGUUCAGACGAGUGAGACGUCGCUUGAAUCAAGCGCUCGCUGGAUGUACUCGCAGUAUACGCGCACAGAAGACUAUAUCAGCCGUGCAUCCGUUUCUCGCGCGCCAACAAAUCGCUCUUUGCCGACGACGGCCUGCGCACCUCUGGCGCGACACCUGA